CUGAGAUUAAAUUCAUGUACAAAAUAAAAUUUAAAUCUAAUUUAUAACAAUAAAAUGAAUAUAUUAAAUAUUAAUGAAAUUUGUCGUGUAUGUUUAAAUAUAAACGUUCAUAAUACAUAUAAAAUGUCGUCUAUAUUAGAUGAAAUUAUUUCUUUGAAGUUAAAACUUUGCGGUGGAAUUAUAAUUGAUGAGGAAUUUAAUACGGGAUAUCCAAAAUUAAUAUGUGAACCUUGUUGUAAAAAUUUAGAAAUUGCAUAUGAUUUUCGCACAACGUGUGAGAAUUCUGAAAGAGCUUUGAGAAAGCUAAUAUUAGAAGUUGAAGCGACAAAGAAACACAAAGAAGACUCAAAUCUUUUAGAGGAUUUCGAAAAUUCUUCUAAUGAGUGUUUUCCUGAGGUAGAACAUAUAGGAUCCCAUAUAAAGGAAGAAUUGAUGACUAUUGAAGAUAUAAAUGAUUCAAGGUCUUUAGAACGGAACACUUUCAGUGGUAAUAAAUGCGGUGAAAAAAAUCUAGAUUCAUUUUUACAGAGUAAAGAGCAGCAAUUGAAAGUAGGAAAUGAAAUAAGUAAUAAGAUUAGAAAAUAUGUUAAGAAAAGUGUAUUCAAACCGGAAACACCAGGAGAUACAAAAGCAAAAAGAAAAUAUACGAAGAAAACUUUAAUUCAAAAAGCCAAACUUAAAAAGGAAGAUAGCAAAUAUGUUUGUGAAUUUUGUGAUUUAGAAUACAAGGGAAAGAGUUCUUUUACAUACCAUAUGAGAAGGCAUACAAAUGAGCUCAAUUACGUUUGUGAAAUUUGUGGAACUGCAUUUGAAACUAAUUUUAAAUUAAAAAGGCAUUUUCUGAAGCAUAUGGGAACAUUACCAUAUUCUUGUAGAACAUGUGAUAUGAAAUUUUCUAGCAGCAGUAAUCGUGACAGGCAUGAGAGGCGGCUUCACACAACAAUUCGCCCAUUUCAAUGUACUUACUGUGAAAAAGCUUUUAGCUAUUCAGACCAAUUAAAAAAUCAUAUCAGAGUUCAUACAGGUGAAAAACCUUAUGUUUGCGAAAAAUGUGGUUCAGCUUUUAAAAGAAAGAGUCACUUAUCCGCUCAUUCCAAUGCUCUUACACCUUGUGUUAUUAAAAUGACAUUAAAAAAUAAAAUUGUUAAUGAAAAAACAAAACUUUCGAAAAUUUGCAAAAAUAAUACAAUUAAAAGUAAGAGCUCUAAGUCUAGUAACAAAAAUCCUACUAACUCAAAUGUUCGAACAACUGUUAAGGAGAAUAUUUCUACAGCUCAAAAAUGUCAUCCGCAAAUUAAUGCUUUUAUUGCAGAAGAUAAUUACUCUAGUGAUAUUAAAGGUAAACAAAAUGAACCUGAUCAAGAUGCGACUGAAAAUUUUGAAAAUGAAGACCAAUUAAAUUUCUAUAACAUAAACAUAAUUGAACAAAGUCCUUUUGUUAAGAAAAAUGGUACAGAUAAGCAAUAAAAAAUGGUUUUUUUUU
Molecule: messenger RNA, 1483 nt
Organism: Condylostylus longicornis
Lineage: Eukaryota; Metazoa; Arthropoda; Insecta; Diptera; Dolichopodidae
Product: zinc finger protein 700-like
Exons: 5
Coding region: 55-1467 (470 amino acids)
Biological process (GO): regulation of transcription by RNA polymerase II
Cellular component (GO): nucleus
Molecular function (GO): DNA-binding transcription factor activity, RNA polymerase II-specific; RNA polymerase II cis-regulatory region sequence-specific DNA binding; zinc ion binding
Source: RefSeq, a predicted model, not a curated record